GGCGGGAAGCGAAAGGGCCGCGGAGCCGGGCGGGGGAAGUUGCGAGAGCGGCGCGGCCAUGGCCACGGCGCCCGUGGGCCUCGACCCUGACCCCGGUUCCAGCCCCAGCCCCAGCCCCAGCCCCGCCGCGUCGCCGCCGGACCUCCACGCCAUGCCCAUGGUGGCGCUGAACUACAGCCUGCGGCGCCGCCUCAGCCUCUACCUCAACCCGCGGGCGGCGGCGGCCGCCGACUGGACGACGCUGGCGGAGGCGCUGGGCUGCGAGUACCUGGAGAUCCGGCGGCUGGAGGCGCAGCCCGACCCCACCGCCGCGCUGCUGGAGGACUGGCAGGGCCGCUGCCCCGGCGGCGCCACCGUCGGCCGCCUCCUCGACCUCCUGCGCCGCCUCGGCCGCGACGACGUCCUCCUCGACCUGGCCGGCAGCGUGGAGGAGGACUGUAGGAAGUACUUACAGAAGAAGCAGGAGGAGGCUGACCAGCCACUUCAAGUGCCGGCAGUAGAUAGCAGUGUGCCAAGGACGUCAGAGCUGAUGGGCAUCACCACCAGGGACGAUCCCUACGGGAACAGAACAGAGAUGUUUGAUGCCUUCAUCUGCUACUGUCAGAAAGACCUUCAGUUUGUCCAGGAGAUGAUCAGGGAACUGGAACAAACGGAGUUCAAACUGAAGCUCUGUGUGUUUGAUCGGGAUGUCUUGCCAGGGACGUGUGUGUGGUCCAUCAGUGGAGAACUUAUAGAAAGGAGGUGUCGGAGGAUGGUGGUCGUCAUUUCAGAUGAUUACCUGGAAAGCGAUGAAUGUGAUUUUCAGACCAAAUUUGCUCUUAGUCUUUCCCCAGGUGCUCGUCUCAAACGGCUGAUUCCAGUCAAGUGUAAAACCAUGAAGAACGAGUUCCCAAGUAUCUUACGGUUCAUUACCAUUUGUGAUUACACCAAUCCUUGCACCAAAAAGUGGUUCUGGACGAGACUGGCAAAAUCCCUCAUGCUGCCAUGAUGCAAAGUCACAAGAGCAAGGUGUUCUUCUGCACUCUAUCCUGGCUGUGCCUUCGGGCCGCGAUGUCCUUCAUGCAGGGUCUUGAACCACUUCAGAGGCUGGAUUCUUGCAGUCAGUGUUUGGAGCCUGCGACCGGGAGCAAAUAAUUUUCUCUUGCACUUCUUCAUAACUCGGAGGGGGAAAUAAAGCAACUGUGUGGCUGUUCCUGCUCAAGUCAGUGAGCAUCCAGCAUUUCGUGUAGCAAGCACUUUCACUGAAAAUACAGAAAAUAGAUGUUUGAAGACUGUCUAAUACAAGAAGGCUCUAUUGUGAACAUUUAACAAGCCCUCAGAGCCUCAAACAGCAGGCUUUCUUAAACAAGUAUUUCUUAUUAUUUUAAAAGCUGUUUAAUGGCUAUAGUAAUGUUUAAGUUUUGAAAUUCCAUGAAAUCCCGCGGCUGCCUGGUGAUCUGCAGGAACUGAGCUGUCAGACUUAGUUUCUUGCUCUGUGAAUGGCCAGUGCCACGAGAAUGGCUGGUUUCAGCAGGGAGGCCCAGCCUGCCCCGCUGCUGGGCAGCACCGGGGGAACCCCUCUAUAGGCAGUCCCUGGCUUACGCUGGGUCUAAGGGUAGACAGUGUCCUUCAGUCCUUGUUUGGGCAAAAGCAGAAGUGUAUUUUAAUUGUUAAAGAAAUGAAUGGUUCUCCCAUUAUGCUUCGCAAUAUCUGCAAAAUUAGAGCAAUUAUCUGUGUAAUUAUAACUGAUGCAGAAUUACUGAACUUGGUUUAUUUUCUGUGGAGGUCUUCCUCCUCGAGUUAUAUCACAGUAUUCCUGUCUUGUGUUCAUUUACGGGGUAAAUCCCUUGUCACUAGUAUUUUCUGAGGCAGUCCCUCAAGUUUGCUCUAAGUAGUUGUUGAAAGCAAGAAGGACACACUGUUGUACCGUGUUGGUUUUGUCUGUCUCUGCUCAGGUCACAUUUGAUUAAGUGACCUUAUACCAACAUUUUACAUUCCCAGAUCUUAUGAAAUGUUUACAAUAGAGCCUUCCUUUAGUAGAGAUUCAUAAAACAUACAUAUUUUCUGUGAAAGUCCUUCUGGCACAAAGUGCAGGCUGCUGUUGCUGCAGGAACGGGGUUAGGCACCUAUGUGGGUCCAAAUCUUAAAUUACUUCACCUUUAAGAGCCUUCCAAAACACAUCAGCUGUUGAGAUGCCUCAAAGGUACAGGGAUAAAUAUUGAAUAAAGAGUGUAUUAAAUUGUUAAUUAGGCUGCUUAAAAUAUAAAGGCUAAUGUUACGCUAAUAGCAAAGAGCAUAUUUUAAUGAACCACCACAAUAAUUACAGUAUUUCUGUGACUAAGGCUCAGAGCAGCACUGAUGUUGCUCUGCUUGUUAGACUUGAAUCCUGCAGGGUGACCAGUGGGUCUCAUCAGUUCUCAGUGCCAAGGGCUCUGGGGCAAGGGUUCUGCCCAAAGUAGCAUUUUAAAGUGACCCCUUGGUGUAUUAAAUAGAUUUACAGCAAAUAUCUACUUUCUAAAUUGGGAAGAAAGGAAUCUUGCUUAUGUAUCUGCAGCUGCUUGAACUCUGCCCCUUUGCUCAUUACUUCAUCUACUGACUCAUGUUGAUUUUACAGCUUAAUGUUUUACUAGUUUACAUUUUUAAGGUUGCGUCUGGAUGUGAUUUGGUUGGGGUUUUUUUUAAAGGAUUUGUUGUAAAGCAUUACCAGGGCUGAGGUACAGACAGGAAUGUGUGCUCCUGCCUCUCCCUCACCCAUCUUGUUGAUGAAUGGUGGUGCUGCAAAGUCCUGACAGCAGCCAGCCCUUGACCUGAACACGGUGGAGCUUGUUCACACACAUCAUGUUAGCGCCAGGGCUCAUUUCUGGACGGGCCCACGAGCUGGGUGUUAUUCAGACCCUCCUACAAACAUAACUGCUGCCGUUGUGCCAAGGUGACGUUUGCACUUUUCUGUCUUGCUAGAACAAGUGAGAAGUCUGUGGGCAUGGAAGGAGAAAAGUUAAGCUGAUGAGGGGUUUCUAAAUAGUUGGGUUUCAUCUCCUAUUGCCCUCAGGCCUCUCCUGCAGCAGUGGAGGCAGCUGCUUGCCUCAGGGUUUCUGCAUAAUCGGUAAAAGUUAAUUGCAGAAGAGUUUCUGGAGGCUGCUUGAUCCCCAGGCGCGCUCCUGGGGCUCACUGAAUUCUCAUACUCUGGAGUGUCUGUAAACAUUAAUUAUGGGUCAUUACUCGCAGGACCAAACCAGAUUCCUCUUGUUCCGAGAGCUGAAAGGAGUCUGGUAACUAGUUCGGGGAGAGCAGAGGCUCAGGAGGCUGCGCUGCAGACGCUAGAGGGAGGCAAUGGCCCGUGCUUGACACCCUGCGAGGCUCCUGCCAGCUGACAAAGAGGAGUGAUUUGGUUGGGGAGGAGCAGACAUUUCUGUCUGUACCUCAGCCCUGGUAAUGCUUUACAACAAAUCCUUUAAAAAAAACCCCAACCAAAUCACAUGGGGUUUCUUCCCCUUCACUCUCAGAAGGAGGCCGUACCAAAAAUAGUGAGUUUUGGCAGAUUGAACCUCGUGCAGUGUCUUCUGCGUGAGUCCUGACGAGUGGUUUGGGACUUGGGAUGUUGAGAAUGAGGAAAAAGUAACUGCAGCAAAAAUAAUCAUGUUUGUGAUAGAUGAUCUGGUGAUCACUGGACAGGGAAAGGGCUGCUUCUGGUCAGGAAAGCAGAAACCAGAGCUGAAUUCCUGAAUCUUCUGGCUUCCAAUAGGUAAAUGCAAUAUUCCAGUUAACGGUGAAAGAUGUCAGUGCUUCGGUGGGCUCUCUGUGCCCUGGCCCCCUUGUCUGCCUGGCUCAGUGCUGGGCAAGUGUUACUGCUGUCGGACUCUUGCUUUAUUGCGAGCUUGUCCUGGAGGCUAAAUUAAUUACUUGGGGUAAUAAAAAGUGAGGUAACAGCCCUAAACCAUUAAAUAUGUGCCUUAAAUAUGUAUUCUCUUCUAUGUAAAAAAACAGGGUUUAUGCACUUCUGACAUUUUGAUGUCUGUCUGGUCAUGGUGACUUGAUGAAGGGUGACACCUAUGAGUGGUAUAAAAUCUAGUUGCUGUAAACACAUUUCAGGAGCAGCUGGGAUUCUCCCCUCUUUCACACUCAGUGGAAGGUAAAAAAUUUGAACACCUUUAAGAAAGGAACUUAUAUAAUUGUGAUGUUGCAUUUUUUUAUCCCGUUUUGUUUCCUUCCCUCACUGAAAUUGUCCUAGUUGAAUCUUUUAGUACCAAAUCAUAUAUUUUUAUAUAGAUACAUAUAUAUUUAUAUCAUUUCUGAUCUGAUACGAAUCUGUGGAGAAGCAUAUGUGUUGUGCAGCCAUUCUGCAAAGAGUCAACCAUUCUGUGGGGUUUUUUUCCCUCAAAACCCCAAACUUUUGCUACUUGUGAAAACUUUUAAAAUAAAGAAUUAAAACCCAGCAGGCCAUCAGAGAAGAAAUACUGGGUCUCAAAA
Molecule: messenger RNA, 4446 nt
Organism: Strigops habroptila (Kakapo)
Lineage: Eukaryota; Metazoa; Chordata; Aves; Psittaciformes; Psittacidae
Gene: MYD88
Product: MYD88 innate immune signal transduction adaptor
Exons: 5
Coding region: 59-988 (309 amino acids)
Biological process (GO): MyD88-dependent toll-like receptor signaling pathway; innate immune response; Toll signaling pathway
Cellular component (GO): plasma membrane
Molecular function (GO): Toll-like receptor binding; TIR domain binding
Source: RefSeq, a predicted model, not a curated record